AUGGCAAUCACCAAGACUAUCAUGGGUCUAGCCCUCCUCGCCAUCUCUGUCCAUGCACAGAACCCAGUCUGUCUCGACUCCGGCCGAGGUGGCAGCGCCUACAACAAGGCGCAGACGAUUCAAGUCCCUGACGGUCGUGUGCUUUCCUUCUGCUACAACUCUGGCUCUGGCGCUACGAUUGAUCAGAACUGGGUUACCGACAUUGAUGCUAUGCUACAGCGCCGUGUUGACGGAGGAGCAUGCUGUAUCGACUGCCUUCCUACCGCGGAGGAGAACGGCUGCACGGGGAAAUCAAAGAUCUGGAACAUCGACAAUUGUGAUAUCGGCGAUAAGCCGACUGGAUUGGACCAAUACUCUAAAGAUGUCUUCAUGGAUCUUAUCAAAGGUCUCGCAGACGAGGGUCGAACUAUUGCAGCGCUGGAGAAUAAUCUUGUCACGUUGACUAUUGAUACUGCCGACCACUUUCGCGAGCAGGAGUUCACCAUCAACGGCGAUGGAGACACUUGCUAG
Ramularia collo-cygni is the source of this 510-nucleotide messenger RNA. RefSeq lists its product as uncharacterized. Lineage: Eukaryota; Fungi; Ascomycota; Dothideomycetes; Mycosphaerellales; Mycosphaerellaceae. The record is from RefSeq and is a predicted model, not a curated record. Bases 1 to 510 code for a protein of 169 amino acids. The transcript has 3 exons.